UCCAGAGAAUGUAAAAUUGUGCAAUACGAGAAAAACCAAUCCAAAAUGGCCAAACAAUUUUCAUCUUUCUCUAUACCCAUCAUCAUCAUCUUCCUCGUCCUGCUAACUUGGCGUGGUCACAGUCGCCAAAUCUCGAUACAGAACGAUGAGUCCAUGCUGUCUGAUGGAGUUACUGAUGGCAAUCACCAUCAGCAGCAGAGCUCUCUAAUCCAGAUGCCUUCUUCAUCUGGCAGCAGAAACGCGGCUGGCUGCCACGAGACGUAUGGGUUCUUGCCCUGUACUCAAACCGUGUUUGGGAACGUUUUCUUGAUUGUUGUUUACGGGUACCUGAUGUUCUUGGCUGCCAAGUUGUUAUCUGCUGGAAGUGAGGUUCUUCUGCAAAUACUCGGUCCGGGAAUCGUUGGUGGUCUCUUCUUGCCAGUGCUUGGCUCUCUCCCUGAUGCUGCUAUUAUACUUGCAUCUGGAUUGGCAGGAAGCAAAGUGGCAGCACAAAGUCAGGUCUCAGUUGGGAUGGGGCUAAUGGCUGGAUCAAACGUAAUGCUUCUCACAGUGCUAUGGGGAUCAUGCUUGAUAGUUGGCAAACAGGAUAUUACACCUUCGAUGUCGACAGCUUCAGGAAAUCCUAGAACACUUAGCCUGACAGAAUUAGGAGUUGCUACGGAUAUCUGGACCUGCUAUGGUGCCAGAAUCAUGCUCAUUUCACUCCUGCCAUUCAUAAUCGUCCAGCUUCCACAAGUUUUCAAUGCACAGAAUGGCAAUAAUAUUGCAGUUGUGGUUUCCCUCGUUGUCGCCAUAUGUAUGUUGAUAAGCUACAGCCUCUACCAGGUUUUCCAGCCCUGGAUUCAGAAAAGAAAGAUAGCAUAUUCAAAGCAUAAGCACUUAAUAUCAGGGGUUCUAAAGCAGUUGAAAGAAAGGACAUUGGGAAGGCUGUUCAUGGAUAAUGGUCACCCCAACACAGAUGCGAUUCAAAAGUUAUUCGCGAUAAUGGAUGAGAACUCGGAUGGGUAUCUAACAGCAAAUGAGCUGAGAGCACUAGUGAUAGGAAUACAGCUCGAGGAAAGACACACCGAUAUCGAUGAUGCAGUGUAUCACGUCCUCAAGGAAUUCGACACAUCUCAUGACUCGCUCAUUGACAAGGAUGAAUUCACAAAAGGAGUAUCGAAAUGGCUCGAGAAGGCCAAGAAUUCGGCAAUGUAUGGGCAUAGGUCACAGACAUUAAAACUUCUGCUCGACUUUGAAGAGUGCACCAAGAACGAAGAGGGGAUUCUAGGAGGGGGAAACGAGGGUAGCAAUAGUACUCCUCCUGAAAACAUGCUGUGGGACACUGCUAAAGCAGGAUUGAUCUUGCUCUCGGGGACAUUCAUCGCUGCAUUGGUUGCUGAGCCUCUGGUUGAUGCUGUCAACAACUUCUCCACCGCUUCGAGGAUCCCUCCAUUUUUCGUAUCGUUUGUCAUCCUGCCUUUCGCUAGCUCCAGCGAGAUUGUCUCUGUCCUGAUCUUUGCCAGUAAGAAGAACAUGAGAGCUGCAUCCUUAGCAUACUCCGAGAUAUAUGGAUCGGUGACAAUGAGCAACCUUCUAUCACUGUCAGUUUUUCUGAGUCUUGUCUACUAUCGAGACCUCGAGUGGAACUUCUCAGCUCAAGUGCUGAUAAUCCUCGUUGUCUGCAUCACAAUGGGUCUCCUCGCUAGCUUCCGCACCAAGUUCCCUCUUUGGUUGUCCAUGGUGGCUUUCGGAUUGUACCCAGUUUCCCUAUUGCUUGCUUAUGUCCUUGAUUAUGUCGUUGGAUGGGCCUAAAACCUCUGCAUAUACAUGCACUGCAAGGUGCCACUUUCGAUCCCACAAACACUUUGUACAGGAGAAAACUUCCUGGCACGUUUCGAUCUGCAGACUUUUGUAUAGUGAAAUCAUCCAUGGAAACUGAAUCCAAUCCAACAAACAACAGACUUGACUGGAAAAAAGAAGAAAUGAGCAAUACAUCGAUCCUUGGACAUGAGAAAACAAAGAAAAGAACCUCAAGAAAGUGUUGCUACAUGU
Linum trigynum is the source of this 2034-nucleotide messenger RNA. The record is from the annotation of a GenBank genome assembly. Lineage: Eukaryota; Viridiplantae; Streptophyta; Magnoliopsida; Malpighiales; Linaceae.